UGCCGAUUCCUGCGCCAACCUCGAUUCCUAAAUUGAUGCCUUCUAUGGUGAGAGAGACACUCAAAGAAGUCUUUCGCGGAGAUGUUAUGAUGCAGCUCCAGCCUCUCCUAGAUCGACUUAAAAAGGAAAACUGGAAUGGAGUCAUUCAGAGAGAUAUCAUGCAAGUAUUGAACGACAGGAACGUCCGAGUGUUGCCGACUUUGGCAAAGAACAUGCUACACAUAUGGGCAACAAGAUCGCAAAAUGCAAUGCUUCUAUCCUGGCUUGAGCAAGCGCGGGAUGAUGUUGAUGUAUUUCAAUGGACGGAAAGAUACGUUGAGCCCGCUCCCUCUGUCUGGCUGAACCCCCAGUCGGCUCACGCUCUGUUCCAUGAUUUAGAUGCCAUGAUUACGCAAGUACCGCAGUCGACAAUCCGAGGACCACUCCAAGCUAAGAUGAACAUGCUGAGAGGCAUCUUCGAUCAUCAAGAGAAGUCUCACAGGGAUGAGAUGCUGUUCCGCGUUGAUAGCCUGCAAAUGGAUAUUGCGAAGAUCCACGAUCAGAUGGCAGAAUCGAAGCAAGCGGAGGGACAAAUUGCGAAGGAAUCGGCCGUAACAAGGGAUGACGCUGCAGAGACCGAUGAAACCUUUGCUGUUCAUAUUGUUGAGAGAGGUGACGAUACUGAUGAGGAUUUGGAGGAGAGGAAGAAGAAGAAGCGAAAGGGGGAGAAGAAGGAGCCGAAAGCUGAGGAAAAGGAGAAGAAGAAAGUGGAGAAGAACGGAGGGAAGGGGAAGAAGAAUGGUAAAAAAGAAAUGACGAUGGAAAGGAAGAUCAAGAACAGAGAGAAGAGGAAGAAGAGAUCCCGCCAAGAAAUGAUGGAGGAGGACUAGAGGGAGAGCAGAGGGGGCCUUGUAAGAUACAUGUAUGAGUACCUAGUUUAUUCAGCUUGGAGCUAUUGGGAGAGCUGUAA
Trichoderma virens Gv29-8 is the source of this 949-nucleotide messenger RNA. RefSeq lists its product as uncharacterized. The transcript has a single exon. The record is from RefSeq and is a predicted model, not a curated record. Bases 36 to 869 code for a protein of 277 amino acids. Lineage: Eukaryota; Fungi; Ascomycota; Sordariomycetes; Hypocreales; Hypocreaceae.